UAGCAAUGGAGUUCACAGUUCUCCAUUUAGUGAAUGAGCCGCUAUUAUUAGAAAAUCGCAUAUAAAUCGUUUCCAGCCAAUAACUGGAGAGAACUGUCCAAAACUCAGAAAUGUAACAUUUUUUUUAAUAUAUAUAUUCUAUCAAAGGACUAAUUCUGUAAAACUAUUUUCAGGUUGUUGGUGUUCUGUUGUCGAUAAAGUUGGUUGAGAACACAUCCUACAAUGUGUCACAUGAGGAGCUGCUCAGCUGACAGGAAGAGUUGCAGUAGCUGGCAACAUGGUGAGAAUGUCUGCAUGAAAACUGAUACAAAGGGUUCCAUUUAUAUAAACACAGAAUAUUCAUAAUAAUAGUAUGAUCUAGUGCGAGGAAAACAGACACAUAAUGAGAAUAGGAAGGUUUAUUUAAACACUUUUCUUAACAUUCACAAUGGGUGUGAUGCUCUGUGCUGAAUGGGGGGCUGCUCAUUGUUUGUAUGGGUUUGUGAUGGUUUGUUUGCAUGGAGAGAGAUUAAUUUACCAUAAUUUAUUCAGUGGGUAUGUGAAGGAUUUGACAAACUUACACACCCCAAGAAAAAAAGAAUUACAUAUUGCAUUUAAUAAUGGCAGAAUGGGAUGCAGUGUAAGUAGAUGUCAGCAGUAAUGCUUAGUGUAUACAGCUUUUCUAAGCUAUGAUAUGUUGAUUAUGUUAAUGUUGUGAUGUUGAGAAAUAGAGGGUUAUGGUUGUAGAUGAAUUUAGUGAGAUGUUCUGUUGAUGGUGUUCCAGCUGCAGUAUCUUUUUGUACCUUUUGAAACUCUGAGAUUAACAUCAUUUUAAGACCAAUAAAAUGAGUGUUUUAUGCUUGAGCAUAACAUCAAUGUUAAGACAUUCUCAAGAAGCAGCAAAAGCCAAGUGUAUCUCAGAUUAUUUUGUAAUAUUUUACUGUAUUGUGCAUGUACAAAAAAAAGGGUGUUGGGUUAAUGAAUACCUCUCACAGCAUCUCUUUUAAGAUAUAUGAUCCUCAUAUUUUACAGAACCAUUGAGUUAACAACAUGGUUUUUCACUUAACUGGAAACUGUGUGCAACUGACAAUGGGAAUUGCAUAUUUUUUUAGCUGAUUUGGAAAAAUUAUUCAACUAUCUUUGCAGCUUAGAUAUUUUUGUCUAACAAUUGCAAUCCUGUGAGUACAUCGCAGGGGUUUCCAAAAGUUAGAUCUCCAAACUACAGCUCCCUUGAUGCUUUGUAUGUCUUUAGAAUACUUUAGAAUGACAAUGCAUCAUGGGAGUUGUAGUUUUAUAACAUCUGAGAUCUACCUUUUGAGUACCCCUGAUAUAUUGUAUACGGUAAUCAUGUGCCUUUUCUCCAUAAUAAAUUAAACCCCUGGGACACGCUAUAUUCAUAAUUGAAACAUUCCAUGUCUUUAAUUUGUUUAUUUCUCUGACCCCUUAACCAACCAUAGUUGUACUGCAUAUGGUACCAUUGUUAAUAGUCAUCCAACUUAUUUUACAGAGGUUCCGAUUUUGUGGUGAUCUGGACUGCCCUGACUGGGUCCUGGCAGAAAUUAGCACCCUUGCUCGAAUAGUGAGUAAUCCCUAAUCUCAUUCUCCUAGGUGGAGAUUUGUCAACUUUGUGUAACCAGCACAAAUAUAAUUAUAUAAUAAUAUGUGUGCAUUUCAUCUUAAUGGGGCACUGUUACCAAUUCAAUUAGAUAAUGUUGUUAUGGUGCACAGUGUCCAUUUUAAUACUUAAUAGGUCUUUUCAGUUGUAUGCUUUUUGUUGUAUUAUUCAUAACUCCCAAGCAUUUCAAUUUAUUUAUGUAAUGCAUUUGUCCACAGUCCUCUGUUAAGUUGAAGCUGAUUUGUGCCCAGGUAUUGAAAGAACAACUUGGAGAGAAAAUUGAUGUAAGUAUUACCUUUGUGCUGAAUUUAUCCAAUGUAAUUUUGAAUUUUAUAUGGAAGUAACACCCUUGUUAAACUUGUUACAUUUGAAGUGAGUUCUCAAGUAUCAGACUUUAUUUGGGACUGUAAUUUUGGAAGAAAUGCUCUAGAACAGGGGUAAGACAUUUUUCGGCACUCCAAAUAUUGUGGACUACAUCUUCCAUUAUGCUCUUAUUGUCACAAUGCUGGCAAAGCAUCAGGGGAGAUGUCGUCCAAAACAUCAGGAGUGCUGAAGGUUGCCUUACUAUGCUCAGAAGAGAACAUUUAACCUUUUAAUUGUGGCUUCUCACUUAUUCACCAACUAUUCUUCCAUUGUACUUUACACUGUUAUCUCUACUUCUAGAUCAUAACUCUUGUGGCUUAAUUGUUCGUAAACUAAACACGGUUUUAUAUGAUGAUUGUGUGGCUGAUACCAAUUUUUUUUCUUCCUAACUCACAGUAUGAAAAAAUCUUGAAGCUGACAUCAGAUGCACGGUUUGGUGAGGUUCAGCCAUUUAUCACCUGUUUUCUCUUCAGUGUGAACUGUGAUUGUCUUUGUAAUUUAUAGACAUCCAAAACAUGUAUCAAGUAUCCUUCCCUCACUUCCAAAUAUAAUAUCUGUUGCUGCCACUUGAACUCUACCUUCAUAGCAUCUUAAAUGCUAAGCUUACUAAGCUUUUAAUGUGGCAUCUGCGUUCUACGUGAACAACUUGGGCUGAACACUCUUCUUAGAGACUGUGUUUUUGCCAGAAGCUAAACAUAGUCUGGUUCACUGAACAGUGAACAGUGCUAUGUGCAAACUGGUGAACAGUACGGCUGCUAUCAUUUUGAAGACCAGUUCCCCUUAUCCUAAGUGAUGAGUGUAACUGCUUUUGGAGGAAUUAUUUAAAGGUAACUCUUUAUUCAUUGUAUUUUUUUUAAAUGUGCAGCACUGCCUCAGGAAGCACCUGAGGGGUGGCUAGUGGAGUUAUCCCUAGGCUGUAAUGUAGACUGUGUUUACAGCAAAAAGCCUCAAGGGAAUGAUUCUACUCAGCAGAACAAAUACAUUAAGCUGUAGUUGUUCUGGUGACUAUAGUGUCCCUUUAAAAUAAUCUGUCCCCCACCCCCAACCUAACUCCUAAAUCUAAAUAAAACUACUCAGCCAUAUAACAACAUGCUUUGGAUUGGAGAUUUGCAUUUCAUUGGAUUGGACACUGACUAAAAAUAACAAAGUACUGGACAGGGGAUUGAUCUUUUAUUUGCUGGAGAAGCCAGUUUUCUGUAUCUAAUGAAAGGUAAGUUUGCAUGGCUUCAUUUUUGUGGAAAUGCAUUUAUGUGCAACAAUUAAUAAAAUGUAUUUUUGGACAAAAAUUCCUUUUAUAUUCUUUAUUUUGAUAUUGCAGUGAGCAUGACCCCCUCCACAUUUCCUCUUCAGAAUUCUGCUCACCUAUUUAUGUAACACUAUUUUUAUUUUUUUAUGUCUGCAGAAUCUGGUGACAUUAAAGCCACAGUCUCAGUCCUAUCCUUUAUUCUGUCAAGCGCAGCCAAACAUAAUGUGAGCAGUGACAACUUAUCCAGUGAGCUUCAGCAACUAGGUCUGCCCAAAGGUGAGAGAACUGCAGUAUAUCAUCCUGAACCACCCAUAGUAGAAAGAAUAAGACUGACUUUUUAAAACACAUUUUUCAAUAGGUCUUUAUCUUUCAACAAUGCACAACGUGUAUCAUAAUAAAUUUCUAUUGUAAUGCAGUGAAUUUAUAACCUAGAUAAGUGCUCGAACUUCUUCUGAAUGUGUGGAGAAUAAAUGUGAAUCUGUUAAAAAUAAACAUAGACACACAACUCCUAGUUUUGAAUUUCAUUUAUUAAUUCUAGAACAUGCAGCAUCGCUGUGUCGAUCGUAUGAAGAUAAGCAAAGUGCUCUGCAAGAGACAUUGAGGGAGAGCAGUCUACGCUGUGAGUAUUGACCUGUUUGGACCUUCACAUGAAGACAAAAACAUUAAAUAUUCAUCAUAAUUUGUAUAAAUGUCUAAAAAAAAAAAAAAAAAGUGCAUGUUUUAACACAGGCCUGAGUAACUUCAUUUUCUUUAGAAAACACUGACUGUUUAUAUCUUCGUGUCAUGGUUUUAGAUUCAUGCCUUUCAUUUAAUAUGUCGACAGUGUUUUAAUAUACUGCUAACACCAUAACCAUAAUAUAUCGUUUUUAUAAAUGCUAUUUACAAGCUUUCACCAACUCCAUAGAGAAUUAGUUAGCAGUGUUUGUUUAAUGUUGUCUUUGUCCUUUCAGUGACACGCAUGUCUUCAUUGAGCUGGCGGGUUGACCAGACACUUGGUUCCAGUGUCCUACAGAAUGUGAACGAGCCCCUUGUGCACCUUAACCUGUCAUUGGCAGAUGCUGACCUUCCCAGACCUGUCACUGUGACAUUGUCUGCCACUAAACUGCGAGUUCUGUUGACUGGUGAGAUUUACUGUGAUAAUACUGGGCAAGAUACUAGUAUAGACUUCAGUAAAAUGUAUAUCUCCCUUGUGUCAUACAGUCAUCAAUCAAUCAUUUUUAUUUAUUUAUUUUUUAUAACUUUUUUUUUUUUUAUCAUGGGGGUGGGCUUAGCAUCUACUGCUGCUGGGAAGGUUAGGAUGUCCAUUUUCUAAUGAAUCUCUCUUUUGUUGUAUGGAUUCAUUUGUUGGUUCCAAAUUUGCAAAGUUCAAAUGUAGGCAGUGUUAAGACACCCCUGGCACAAGGGAGUGAAACCGCCGUUUAGUUGAGCUUCCCCUUUCGCAAUAAUGCAAACUCCGUUCGUUUAGACUCCAACCGUACAAACUACAAUCAGGGGAAUGCGCCAAUCUCCCGAACGGGACUCGUACGGGUGCUCCAACUCCUGAACGGUAAACCCUCAAAUCACUGCUAACAGCUGAGUCAAUAUAUCCUCCAAGCGGCUUACACUUCCAUCAAUCAGUCACUAUUCGUGUGUAGUAAAUUUCCCCCCAAUAACGAGACCAAGCUCCGCGUUGAGGGUAAAACAAGAACUGGCUUUACUGUGGGCUACCCGCCCGUAUUUAUGCAGGUCUCCCACUUGGUGGACACUCCCCUAGGGGACCAAAUGGGAGACUGUAAUGGCAGACAGACAUAUAGCAUGUUAGGACACACAGUCACAGAAUAUUCCCAGCAUGCAUCAUGGUUUCCUCCCCUCUGCCCUGGAGAUAAUUGAGAAGUAAUUCAAUUAUCUCCCAGGACAGAGGCAAAUCGCCAUUUUAAAUGAAACAUAAAAAACACAUAAAAAUGAGUAAUUGUACAAAUACCGAACAUAUUCCAUUUGUGCAACAUAUCCCCAGAUAGCCUGGAUCUGAGUGCAUGUUCUUAGCGAAUAGCGCUCAGAUCCCAUACGCACAGUUCAAUCGCCAUGGAGUCAAAGUCUUUUACAGUCUUUCGGUAUGCGAUUGACUCCAUGGUAAGGCUAUCUGGGUUAAGUCCAUUCAUGUAGUCCAAACUCCCGAACGGCCAAUGUUCACAUGCCUUUGUCGACUGAGAAGGGCGAUCUAUGGUUUUAGCGGUGUUCGGCAGAAAAAGUGUGCGUUUUUUAGUUCCAUAGAAUCUGUGCCGGACACCACUGGUCUUUUGCAUGGUUUAAAAUGGCCACCGCCUCGUGGUCGACAUACAAACGACGACCACCCUGUAUUCAGUUAUAAUUAAGAGGUGUCUGCGGUUAACCACAACGUUCUAAUUGGGAUCAAGAGGUUAACCAGCAGCACACUUCUCUUCUGGGUGGCCGUCCGUUCGGGAAGUUCAUUCGGUGAAAAGUGAAACAAACGAAUAGGGGUAUACGGACAGGUAAUUCCGCGAACAGAGGCAAAACAGACGAACCAGCAAUCUGUCUAUACAGAUGGCUCUGUCACAGGCAGAAACUGAGUGGUGUUAAAUUUUAAAUUCCUAAACUGCCUAAAAUCUGCUCAAUUUAGUAUCUCUUCUAACUUUUUUUUAAAAAUAUAUAAUAAGGAUGAUGAUGAUAAUAAAAGUAGUGUGUAUAGCCCUUAUCAGCAACCAAAGGCUCUUAAUCUGACCUAAACACCUGAUAUUUAGCAGACCGUGGAGUAGAUUAUUUUUGCUGUACUGGGAAAACACUCUUGGGUUACGUCACUAAAAAAUAGCCACACUUUGACCAUAAAAAAAGGCUUGAGGUGGAGAAUAUGGCCUAAAAUCGGGAAAAUCUGACAAUAGCCAGUUAAGUGGAUAACACCAAAUGUAUCUUGAUUAAUGUUUUAAGAUAAAUGUAAAAUUAACCGUUACUAAUGUUACUGUUGCUUAUAUUGUUAUUAAAGAAACACUCCAAGCACCAUAAACACAUAGUGCAAUGUAGUACUUAUGGUACCUAGAGAUUCCUGGUGCUCAGUGCUCCCUAGAUAUAAAAAAUAAAUAAAACGUGGGUAAACAAUUUGACUACUUGGGGGGAGGGGCUGGGCAUACCUGGCACCACAACUACUACAGUGUUUUGUCAGAGUGUUUCUUAAAUACUGAUUUGUACAUAAUGCAACAAUUUUAAACAGUCUCUGCAUAAAUAAACUUUGUUCUUUGUUUGCAGAGCUGAAACAAGCCCUGGAAAUGAUGAAUGCCUUGAACUGAUCCAGAGGAAUUUGCUGCCCGUUCUGUGCAAAAUAAUAUUUGUAAAGCAAUAUCAGAUUCUAAUGACUCCAACAGAGAGAGACUUUGAGAAUAACUGAACAGAACCUUUACCAAGGCUCAUCAGAAAAGCAAGAGACUCCUUUUCACAAAGCUCUUCCACGCAGUGCAGUAUUCAUGGUAUGGAGCUGUACAACGCAUUAACUCUUUGUACUGCUCACUGAAUAGGUCCUUGUGAAGAAUGGUGUGGCAUUACAAGUCAGUAGCUGCAGUCUUUUGUUUUCUUGGAAGAUGUCCCACCAAGUCUGUAAUCCUUAGCUGAAGGAUUGAACAAAUCAUAUGGCCGCAUUGCGUAUCCAAUACAGACCUAAGCUCCAUCGUCUUGUGCAUUCUUGGAAAUUUCAAGAGUUGUUUCAGGCAUAUGAACAUUCCUUCCAUAUAUGUGUCAUUAUAUACAUCUGGUAUACAUUUCUAUAUAUUAUACCACUAGUGCAGGGAUAUUGGUAUAGAUUAUCUUUAUUCCUCAAUGUUCAUUCCAUUGAGUGAAUUUAUAUAUAUAAUUAAAAUAGUUA
Pelobates cultripes (western spadefoot toad) is the source of this 7050-nucleotide messenger RNA. NCBI's taxonomy places the organism in Eukaryota, Metazoa, Chordata, Amphibia, Anura, Pelobatidae. The record is from the annotation of a GenBank genome assembly.